GCGGUCCCGGAGCGCCCGCGAAGGGGCGGGAGGCGGCCACAGGGGCGCUGGGGCGCGGCCAGGGGAGGCGCCCAGGAGGCGGCGCCGGCUGAAGAGGUCGCCUCAGCCUCGAGCCGCCGUCGGAGCUCUGGAGCGAGCGAGUCCGCUGCGCACAGCACCGCAUCCACCGCGCCUCGGCCAUGGGUGGCACCGCCUCCAGCCAGCUGGACGAGACCCGGAGCGCCUACAUCCGAGGGAAAACGGAGGCUGUACUGAAGAACUUUGGCCCCUACUACAGCGGCCAGUAUGCUGUGGCGUUCUGCAGCCAUGUGCACUGCCAGGUGGAACAGCACAGAGAUGCUGUUACUCAGCUCCUGAAGACCAAGCCCCCUUUGGAGCCAGGCACUGUUUUGUAUGAAGCAGAGGUGAUGCAGUUUGCUGAAGACUUGAAGAAAUGGAGGGAGAGGUACAUUGUCAUCAAAGACGACUUUGCCAUGGAGAGUUACGAGAGCAGAGAGGCCUAUCAGAAAGGAGCUGUUCCCAAAAGCAGAGUUCUCCCAGUAGAUGGCAAGGUGUUCACCUCGGAGGCUGAGUACAGCCUGCUGGCCGACAGGCACUUCCCGGAUCCCACGGGCUCCAGCGAGGACUCCUCGCAGCUACUGGCAGCCCCGCCCAGGGAGUUCCCAGUGUUCCUGUGGCAGCCCUUCCUCAGACACGGCUGCUUCUGCUUCGCCGAGGCCACUGCCCAGCGGAGGUUCAGUGCCACCCUGCGCGACUGCAUCCGCAGGCUCAAUCACGAUUACAUGAAGCAGACAACGUUUGAGGCGCGAGCCUUCCUGGCGGCUGUGCAGUUCUUCCAACAGGAGAAGGGCCACUACGGUGCCCAGCAAAACAUCACUGGUGACGAAGUGCAGGUGCUGAGCAGCCUGGUGAUGGAAGAGCUCCUGCCUGCCCUGCAGGCCGAUCUGCUGCCCAGCAUGAAGGGGAAGAGGAAUGACAGGAAGAGGGCAUGGUUCGGGCUGCUGGAGGAGGCCUUCCACCUGGUGCAGCGACAGGUGGCAGAGGGUCUGCGUGCCCUGAGGGAGGAGUGCCGAGCCCUAACUGAGGGCCUGGACGGAAAGAUUCGUGCCGACAUGGACCAGAUUGUCAACUCCAAGAACUUUCUAGCCGGGAAGCUUGGAGUGAUGUUGGCGCAGCCGGCAGAGGAGAUCUGUGCAGAGAGCGUGCGGCCGUUCCUAGCGUCUGUUCUGGAUGAGCUGCUGGGGCCCGUGAGCUCAGGGUUCAGGGUGGUCCGCUCCCUCUUCGAGAAGGAAGUGGAUGAACUCUGUCAGGGCUUUCAGACCAGCGCAAACAGCAGCCAGCUGCAGGAGCACUUAGAUCACCUCCUGCACCUGCCACUGGACCCCGUGAAGAUGGAGCUGUGCUACAGCGAGGCCAGCCUGCUGCAGGAGGGCCUGCGGGACCUCAACAGCCGCUUUUGCUUCUCCCAUGUCGACCUCCUGGUGCAGAGGACCCAAAACCACAUGCAGGAGCUGAUGGAGAAUGCGGUGUUCACGUUCACACAGCUGCUUGCUCCCCACCUGCAAGGAGAGCCCACCAGAACUUCAGCAGCCAUGGAGAAGGUGAAGCUCCGCGUGCUAAAGCAAUAUGACCAUGACAGCAGCUGUGUCCGCAAGAAGCUCCUGCAGGAAGCCCUGGUGCAGAUCGUACUACCCACGGUGCAGAAGGCUCUAGCUCCCACCUGCAAACCGGAGCUGCACAGGUACGAGCAGCUCAUCUUUGCCGACCACUCCCGCAUGAUCCAGGUGGACAGUGUCUAUGAGGAGGUCUUGCAGCAACUCCUGCUUGGGGAAGUCCUGAGAGUGAUCGGGGAAGCUGCCGUGCUGAAGAAACACAACCUCUUUGAGCAGGGCAUGGCCUUGGCCAGCGAAAGUGUUUCCAGCUUGACUGAUCUGAAAACCCCAAUUGGGUCCGACCAGGCCAGCCCUGCCCGGCGAGCCUCAGCUACACCGCAGGAAGUCCCCGGGAGCGAGGGCCCGGGUCAGGGUGCUGGCAGCCAGCCCAAGGAAGAGGUGCAGCCUGGACCCCCAGCCCCUGGUGGGGGUGGGCAGGAGGUUCCCGCUGCUACAGCUCCUGUAGCUGCAGAGGCUGGGGCAGAGUCGGGGUCCACGGGGCACCCCCAGGACCUGGAACCUUCCCCGAGGCCACCAGAAUCCACCUCGGACUCCCUGCAGGAGCUGAGAAAGUUGCUGGUGGAGUCAGUGCAGGUGGUUGACAGGGAUCCAGAAGAGGAGGCCUCUUGUUCCCCAGGAAACCAGGAAGAAGAGACUGCCACAAAGCACACAGCACACCACCAGGCCACUGCCUCUGACCUGCUCCUGGGACCACAAUGCUGGGAGACCCCCAAGGCACCGCCUGAGCCUCAGCCAGGCCCUGGAGAGCUCACUCACGGCACCCCUGAGCAGGAGCUCAUAGCCAGGGCCUCCCCGCAGAAUGCCCAUGAGGGAACAGAGGCCCUGGGCGCUGAGAGCCAGGGCACCCCAGCUGUGGGCAGCAUGGGCCCAGAGGAAGCCAAGGUGGCCAGUGCUCACGCAUGCCAGUGGGUGGUAGAGGUGGACCCCACCCCCACAGAUGGCGCAGGAGAGAGGGAAGGUGGUCAGGAGACUUCUCAGUGA
Messenger RNA from Ochotona princeps (American pika), 2654 nucleotides. RefSeq names its product niban apoptosis regulator 1 (gene NIBAN1). The transcript is spliced from 14 exons. The record is from RefSeq and is a predicted model, not a curated record. NCBI's taxonomy places the organism in Eukaryota, Metazoa, Chordata, Mammalia, Lagomorpha, Ochotonidae. Bases 180 to 2654 code for a protein of 824 amino acids.